GAAAAGCAUCUUCCUCUGACUGCGUGACGUGUUUUGUUCAGAUUGGAAUUCUUGGACUUCGUGUCAUGUUUGGAAGAGGUUGGGUUAUAAAUGGGGUCACGGCCCAAUAUGGAGUUUGGUCUAUUAAAUUUCCAAUGGAUAAAUUGGAAUUUGAGCCCUCUCUAUCUAUAUAUCGCCAUUUUUGUU
This is a messenger RNA of Sphenostylis stenocarpa, 186 nucleotides long. The record is from the annotation of a GenBank genome assembly. NCBI's taxonomy places the organism in Eukaryota, Viridiplantae, Streptophyta, Magnoliopsida, Fabales, Fabaceae.